AUGGCCCGGUCACCUCUCUGCUGGCUGUGGGUUCUGGGUACCCUGGCAGGGCUCUCCGCUACCCCAGCCCCCCAGAGCUGUCCAGAGAAGCACUACUGGGCUCGGGGCGAACUGUGCUGCCAGAUGUGCCAGCCAGGAACGUUCCUGGUGAAGGACUGUGACCAGCACGGAAAGGCUGCUCGCUGUGAUCCGUGUAAACAGGGAGUGUCCUUCUCACCAGACUACCACAGCCGGCCCCACUGUGAGAGCUGCCGGCACUGUAACUCUGGUCUUUUCGUUCAAAACUGCACCCUCACUGCCAACGCCAAGUGUGCCUGCCCUGAGGGCUGGCAGUGCAGGGACAAGGAGUGUACAGAGUGUGAUGGUCCAGCCCAGACCCCAGGCCCACACCCACAACCCUCCCACUCACCUUAUGCUGAAGCAAUACCAGAGGCCAGGACCAGCCGGUACACUCAGACUCUGGCUGACGUCGGGCAGGUUCCUGUCCCAACUAUCUCCACCUACUUGUCUUCCCAAAGGUGCAGCUCGGAGUGCAUCCGCAUCCUUGUGGUCCUCUCUGGAGUGUUUCUUGCUUUCACCGUAGUCGGAGCCCUGUUCCUCUAUCAACAAAGAAAAUAUGGAUUAAACACCGGAGAAUGUCCAGUGGCGCCAGCGGAGCCUUGUCCUUACAGCUACCCCAGGGAGGAGGAGGGCAGCGCCAUCCCCAUUCAGGAAGAUUACCGAAAACCAGAGCUCGCUUCCUACCUCUGA
Molecule: messenger RNA, 750 nt
Organism: Sus scrofa (pig)
Lineage: Eukaryota; Metazoa; Chordata; Mammalia; Artiodactyla; Suidae
Gene: CD27
Product: CD27 molecule
Biological process (GO): positive regulation of B cell differentiation; positive regulation of T cell differentiation; negative regulation of apoptotic process
Cellular component (GO): external side of plasma membrane
Molecular function (GO): protein binding; transmembrane signaling receptor activity
Source: RefSeq, marked provisional